GUUAACAGCAGUACAACAACACGCGUUGAAAAGAAACGUUUACAUCACAUCACAUCCUCAUCAUCUUCGUCCACCUCCUCGUCGUCCACAUCAUCGUCCGAAAUGAAGACGGCAGCACUGCAACGCGAUUUGAGCGAAAUGAAAAAUUCCAUGUCUGAAAUAACCGAUCUUGUUGGCCGCAAUGCCAACAACACGAAUAGCGGUGCACUGGGCAGCAGCAGCAAUAAUUUGGCCAUCUCAGCAGCAGCACAUCAACCAUCCAUAAACGAUCUCACACAAUUGAAAGCGCUGAACAGUGCGGAUGCCAUUGAAAAUUUGAAAAAGAAAAUCCGCUCAUCCAUUGAAAAUCUCGUCGACAGCGAUGCCGAACCGUUGGUCACAUUUCCCGAUGCCGAUGACGAUCAUCACAAAUUGGCCGAUUUGGUUAGUGUCUCGAAUGGCAAACUUACCACCACCAAUGGCUUGGGCGGUUCGGGUAAAAUUGUCGAUACCGUUAAAUUCGAAGAGAGAAGCACAAAGACCGAAUCGAAGACGAAAGUCGUAGCCGAUGGUUUCAGCACGGAGCAGGCAACUAGCAAUUUGGCUGAAAUGAAACGGCUACAGACGGGUGAUAUCGACUAUCAGGAGGCUAAAGCGGCAGCAGCGAUGCGUAAUCGCACCGAAAUGGAUGGUGUGAAAACGGAAGAGAAUGCCGCCGUCAUACAGGAAGCCCUUUCGCUACGCACUGGCGAUAUUACUCAACAGGCUAGCAAUAAUGUGGCCGCCGCCAGUAUUAAAGUGCAAAGUGACACCUUCUCCGCCGACAAGAAAGCCAUCUCACAAUCGCAGCAAUCACAGACGAUGACCUCGAACGGCAUCAUCAGCCAGGAGAAGCACGUCUCGUCCGCAUCGCAAGCGAAUUACACAAUGACGCAUAAAGGCGUUUCCAGUUCGGGCAGCAGCAUGAUUUCCACCUCCUCGCAAAUGUCCGCCACCAACGGCGCACUCAUCAAGCUGCACGAUCUUAAGUUGGACGACUUGAAAGCGCUGACGUCCGGUAGUGGUCAGCGUGAAAUCGAGCAGGCAAUUGCCAAGUACUCCGGUGUAUUGCAGUCAUUCGUGCACACGCUGGAAGAUUCCAAGGCUGCCCAGGAGAAAUCCAUGUAUUUGGAAAAGAUCAAUGAAGUUAUGCAGCGCGCCUGGGCUGUGCCCACACACGGACAUGAGCUCGGCUACAGUUUGUGCAAUUCGUUGCGAAAAAAUGGCGGUCUGGAUUUGCUCAUGAAGAACUGCGUGCAGGGCGAUGAGAAAACCAUCUUCUCUUCGGCCAAGUUGCUGGAGCAGUGCCUCACCACAGAGAAUCGCACACAUGUCGUGGACAAUGGACUCGAUAAAGUGGUGCAUGUGGCUUGCAAGUGCACGAGAAAUACCGAGUAUUCGCGCGUGGGUACCGGCAUACUGGAGCAUCUAUUUAAACACUCGGAAGGCACGUGCUCAGAUGUCAUCAAAUUGGGUGGCUUGGAUGCCGUGCUAUUCGAAUGUCGUACAAGUGAUGUAGAAACUCUGAGACAUUGCGCAAGUGCCUUAGCCAAUUUGUCUUUGUAUGGUGGCGCCGAAAAUCAAGAGGAAAUGAUCUCACGCCAAGUGCCUAUGUGGCUGUUCCCGUUGGCCUUCCACGAUGACGACAACAUCAAGUACUACGCCUGCCUUGCGAUCGCCGUGCUAGUCGCCAAUAAGGAAAUCGAAGCUGAAGUCAUCAAGACGGGUUGCCUCGACUUGGUGGAGCCCUUCGUCACCACACACGACCCCUCAGAGUUCGCACGUUCAAAUCUGGCGCACGCGCACGGCCAGAGCAAACAUUGGCUGGAACGUUUGGUGCUGCUUAGUUCGAAUCGCGAGGAAGCGCGCAACUUAGCUGCCUUCCAUUUCUGCAUGGAAGCGGGCAUUAAGCGCGGCCAGGGAACACUGAAAUAUUUAGAAAUCGGCGCGAUCGAAGCGCUCAAGACUGUAGCUAGUUGCCCCAAUGCAAUUGCCUCAAAGUUUGCGGCGCAAGCGCUACGGCUAAUCGGCGAAACCGUGCCGCACAAACUGUCACAGCAAGUGCCGCUGUGGUCUGUCGAAGACGUCCAAGAGUGGGUGAAGCAAAUCAACUUCGGACAGUUUGUGACAUUCGAAGAAUCCCAGGUAGAUGGCGAUCUGCUGCUCAAGCUCAACGAGGACAAUCUACGCGAUGACAUUGGCAUCGCUAAUGGCAUUCUGCUGAAACGUUUCGAGCGCGCUCAAAAUCUCAAACGCAUGGCUGACUACUCCUCCAAGGACACAGCGAGAAUGCAUCAGUUCUUGGCCGAAAUCGGGCCGGAAUACUGCACCUACACAUAUGCAAUGCUGCAUGCAGGCAUAGAUCGAAACUCGUUGCCACAGCUGAAUGAAGAUAUGUUAAUC
Rhagoletis zephyria (snowberry fruit fly) is the source of this 2421-nucleotide messenger RNA. RefSeq names its product sterile alpha and TIR motif-containing protein 1-like. Gene Ontology annotation, molecular function: signaling adaptor activity; protein binding; NAD+ nucleosidase activity. The record is from RefSeq and is a predicted model, not a curated record. Gene Ontology annotation, cellular component: dendrite. Lineage: Eukaryota; Metazoa; Arthropoda; Insecta; Diptera; Tephritidae. Gene Ontology annotation, biological process: response to axon injury; negative regulation of MyD88-independent toll-like receptor signaling pathway.